AUAUGUGAAAGGUUGAGCCCCAAUGCUGAAGUGCAGUCACCCAUGGCGUCGUAAGCAGACUUAGUUUUUUGUUGUUGUUGUUUUUUAAGUCUAACCAGAUCUUCUACUGUCGGUGGCUUGGCAGUAGCUUCAUUAUUUUUUUCAUUUCAUGUUUUGCCUGGCUUCCUGUGGCUUGUCACUGACAUCAGCUGGCAGAGACUGACUCCUCUUAUCUGUCGUCUGGUUGCAGUCGGGUUCAUUGCAACUUUCAGACAGUGAGCAAGGUCAGUGCAAGACAACAGCCCAACAACAGGACGGAAGAGGUCUGCUGCAAAGGUGGUUGCAUGUGGUGAACAUGGCUGAGACUUGUGAUAAAUGGCAGCAGAGAGGUGCUGGGGAGAAGAGAGGGAUCCAGCUUCAGUUCAUCGGAGGCUCCAGCAGCGUAUCCACUACUAAAACCACCACAAUCUGCCUUCGGGAUAUUUAUGAUCCCAAGCCUCAAUCUCCCAAAGCUCCUGUUCGGAUCCGCCCUCCAGGUCCCAGAACUCCCCCCGCGAAGGAGCCCAGCCCUCCCGCCGAUCCUCAGGUGAAGGCGAUCAUGAGGAGACGAUCUCAGUCUCUUCCUUCGUCCGCAGAGAGGAGGAAGGAGCUCCGGAACCUGCAGGUGCGCUUUGUGGACUCACUGGGCCUGGAGUUAGAGGCAGUGAAGGUCUUCAAAGUUCAAGAGCACCCCCUGAUACCCCAGCAUGUUAUGUUCAGACUGCUGAUGAGCUCUGAGCUGGCUUUUGGGAAGUCACUAGAGCUGUCCCUGCCUUACUUCAAACCCUGCUUCCCUGAAAACAUGGGAGCUCAGCCGGACUUCCGGAAGCGACUCUGCACCCAGAGUGUGUGUCUGGAGCAGGUCCUAUGUUCAGAGCAGGGGAUAACAGGCACUGUGCUAGUACUGAAUCUGGCUUAUGAGAAAGAGGUCAGGGUGCACUACUCUUUCACCAAUUGGAGAACACAUACGGAUUCAACCGCAUCCUGGGUGUCGAGUGCAAACCGGGAGGAGUGUGACACUCCACAAGCAGAUACCUUCAGAUUUCGUCUGCCAGUCCCUCCCUUCAUUUUGCAGCCAGGAGCAGUCUUGGAAUUUGCCAUCUGCUACCAUGUAAAAGCGUCUGAAUAUUGGGACAACAACAAUGGGCACAAUUACAAACUGUCAUGCCACAGCUACAAGGUGACUGUGCCAAGGGAGUGUGAGGAUAGCAUGCUGCAUUUUACAUGACUGUCCACGUAGGGGAGCUGUAAAACCUGCACACAGAUCUGUGCGACAAGCACUCACAAUUCUGUAACAGAAACGAUUACCAAUGUGUUACUCUACUUUAUUAUAAGCAGUGGUGGAAUGUUAUCAAGUAUUUACUCGAGUAGUCAAAGAUUUAAGUUAUUUACCUAAGCAUUUCAAAUCUCCAUUACUCCACUCCUCAAAAUUAAAAUACAAACCAUGCCAUCUGUUUAUAAUAUAUGCAGCAUUGUUAGAAAAGACACCCAAACCAGGCCCACCUUUAAUGAGACUUGCAUAAUGCGUCAGUAAUCAUAAGCAUAUAAUGUGGUAUGUAAUGGUAUCACACCGACCUUCUACUUUAUGCACAUUUUACUUUUACACCGUAACAUUUGUGAAUUUAGGACAUUUACUUGUUUUUCAAGUAUUUCAGUACUUAAGAGGGCAGUAGGCAAUUUUGAAGAAAGCUUUUUUCUCUCUUUGUUCUUAUUGUGAUUUCACUGCUCUGGCCGCAAACAUACGAUCUCGGGUAUGGGGUAUGGGAGUCUGAGGCAAUAACCACUAGGCCAAAACCUGCUAGUACGUCUCUUAAGGUGUCGACAAGUGACGUUUACAAAUGGCACUAGCAGUGUUGUGUUGUGCAAUCUGCAUCAUUUUUUGUUUUCGAUUUACAGAGCCUGGGCUGAGCAGAAAACCCAGAUUUGUAGCUUGCAGACCAUGAGGAAAUAUUUGCUGAUUUUUACAAAACCUGUAUUGCUUUAGAAUCACUUACAGCAACUGUAAUGAGUUUUGUUCGUUUCAUAGGGUAAAUUUAAAGCCUUGUUUUGUUUUUUAACCCCUGGUGGUUUGAUUCGACAUGGAGGUGUACCCCAGGGCCCUGUGACAUCACUGCUGGUUGACAGCGCCUUGCAAAAGAUUGACUGAACAUCAUGUGUAGAAUUGUCAAAAUACCCCUUUAAAACAUUCUAGUCUGUUUGAAGUCAUACAAGGUUUGUGUGAUUCAUCCUGCUGAGCUUUUAUUUAGAUGAAAUCCCCUCCGCCUCCGGACCCGCAGAAGAAUCUGCUCAUCCUGCUCUUUGGCAAGUCUAGUGACCCAAUUUAAUGACUGGCAGCGUGAGUUAAAAAAAACAACACUGUGUCUUAACACAGAAAUUGCACAAAAUAACAAAUCCAUACUCUCCGCUGAAUUGACACAAAUGAAGUAGACGUAAUGAUCUGUUUUCAACCUGAGCAGCUUGUUUACUUUCUGUGGUGGCCAACAGGGUUUGACAUGUUAUCACAUCUGUUGACCUGUGCCUGGUUUCUGUUGGAUCCCGACAGUGGCUGACCUUUCACCAGAGAGUUUCCACAGAUGCCGGUGCCCAGAUUCCAUAGAGCUUUCUGGCAGGCUGCGUCGUCUGGCUCAUCGGAGGGCAUUCUUCCAUCCGCAUCAGUCGCUGCCGCUGUCUGGCUACAUGAUAGCAGCUACCUGAACACCCAGAAAUGAACAUGAGCAUAUUGCCCAUCAAUCUGAGAAUACCAAAAUAAUGGAAUUUUUUGUUCAAGCUACAAUCUUUGAUUCAAAUUGCAUCAAAUAUAAAUUCUCAAUGGUGGACAAUAAUUGUGAUAAUUUGUAUAAGAUAAGAUUAAUAAUAAUAAUAAUUAAUAAUAAGAUCAUUUCAGUCAGUUUUUGAAAGAAGUCCACUAGUUCUGUUUUAUUAUCUGAAUAAGCUGUCAUUUCUAUUGAUUCUGAUCAGCGAUGCUUCCAUUCUGACUUCUCUUAUGAUGAAUCAUAAUUUGUAAAACAUUCUUGGAACAAGAUUGUCUGGAUAAAAGCUUUACAAUGAUCUGACAAGCAUUUUUAUUUCAUUUACGCUAAGAAAAAUGUACAUCCGUGUAAGAAUUAUUUAAAUUUAAUAAGAUCCACAGUGGUUUUGAAGUUCUUCAUGUAUAUUGCUGACAUGAUAUGCUUGCAGAUCUGCUGUUUGCUUAGUGACCUCUCACUCCAGGAAUGCUGAUGAUUUCACAUACAAUUUUUGUGGCAGUCAUAUGCUGCAGUUUUGGGACACAAGAGGGUGCCGUUGUUCAAAUUUAAGACCCUAAUUGUGGAUUAGGGAUUCUUUCACUCAUCACAAUGCUCUGUUACAAGUAACAGUUCUGCAUUCAUAAUACUUAAUAUUUGUUAUACAGUAUUUGUAUUUGUAAUACAGAGAGGCAGAAUGGCAGCUGUCUGUCAUAUUAUUGUUAUAAUUAUAGCACUUUAUUACUUUAGGUGCUUGACAAGCAAUUAUUGAUUACUUUGUAUACGUUUGGGCUGUAUCUGUAAUAAUUCAUCAUAUUUCAUGAGAUGAUCUCAUGUUUUGUGUAUAAAAUCUUAAGCUGAAAAGUUAUAAGUAACUGUAGCUGUCAAAUGAGUAAAAAAGUGCAAUAUUUUUCUCUGAAAUGUAAGCAGAAGACCCACAUAAAAGACCUCAAAAAUUGCAGUUAAGUACAGUACUUGAAUAAAAGUUUCAACAACUUUCAA
Molecule: messenger RNA, 3743 nt
Organism: Scophthalmus maximus (turbot)
Lineage: Eukaryota; Metazoa; Chordata; Actinopteri; Pleuronectiformes; Scophthalmidae
Gene: ppp1r3db
Product: protein phosphatase 1, regulatory subunit 3Db
Exons: 2
Coding region: 335-1246 (303 amino acids)
Biological process (GO): regulation of glycogen biosynthetic process
Cellular component (GO): protein phosphatase type 1 complex
Molecular function (GO): glycogen binding; protein phosphatase 1 binding
Source: RefSeq, a predicted model, not a curated record